CUCCAUACAAUUGGCACGCCUGAACAUAAAUGUCGAUGAUGUGCUCGUUACCGGCCGAAGGUGUGGGAAGUUUGCCACGCCGUUAUCGGCAAUUGUGUUUUAUUGUGCCGGCGCGCGACGGGAAAUUCGACAAUUCCAUUAGGAAAACAAGUUCGUAAUUAGGCGAUAACGUUCGAUAUCUUCAAUUGCAAUGUGUUCACGUUCUUAGAUAUGUGAAAUUUCUCCGGUCUUUUGAGUUAUGUAACUCGACGCGAGUACAAAUUCGUCUAGAGAAGAGAAUCGCCGGCCAUUGACAUUGGAAAUUAUAACCUACUGGAUUUGCGGCGUACGAAUCAGGAGCUGAAGAUGGACACGUCAACGAUUAAGCCGAAGACGCGAUUGAACCUGGAGAAGCAGGAGCAUUUGGUUAAAUUGGGCAUUCUCUUGAUUGCGGCGAUUUUGUCAUUUGCAACUCGACUGUUCUCCGUGUUGCGGUUCGAGAGUGUUAUCCAUGAAUUCGAUCCGUAUUUCAACUAUCGCACGACGCGAUUUCUGGCCGAGGAAGGAUUCUACAACUUCCACAAUUGGUUCGACGACCGGGCGUGGUACCCCCUCGGCAGAAUUAUCGGCGGCACAAUCUACCCCGGAUUGAUGAUAACGUCGGCCGCGUUGUACCGGCUUAUGUGGCUCUUGAAUAUCACCAUCGACAUACGUAAUGUCUGCGUGUUUUUGGCCCCUUUUUUCUCGUCGCUCACGACCAUUGUGACUUAUCUUUUAACCAAGGAAAUCCAUAGUACGGGCGCCGGCUUAGUAGCGGCUGCUAUGAUAGCCAUUGUUCCGGGAUAUAUAUCACGAUCAGUAGCCGGUUCGUACGAUAAUGAGGGGAUCGCCAUAUUCUGCAUGCUCCUCACGUACUACUUGUGGAUCAAGGCGGUGAAGACGGGCGGCAUCUUCUGGGCGACUAUGUCGGCUUUGGCAUAUUUUUACAUGGUAUCAUCAUGGGGUGGCUACGUAUUUCUCAUUAAUUUAAUUCCCAUGCACGUUCUGGCUCUAAUGGCCACUGGACGAUUCUCACAUCGAAUCUACGUAGCAUACAGUAUUUUAUAUUGCCUCGGAACUGUUCUCUCUAUGCAAAUUUCAUUCGUCGGUUUCCAGCCUGUUCAAAGUUCUGAACACAUGUUGGCUCUAGGCGUAUUUGGAUUAUGCCAGAUUCAUGCGUUCGUGGAUUACAUUCGUUCGCGAAUGUCAGCCGAACAUUUCAACAUUCUUUUCAAAGCAUUGGUAUCAACAGUUUUAUCUGCUGUGUUUCUGGUUGGUACAAUAUUAACCAUCACAGGAAAAGUAUCGCCGUGGACUGGGCGAUUCUACUCUCUCUUGGAUCCAUCAUAUGCGAAAAAUCACAUUCCAAUUAUUGCUUCAGUAUCGGAACAUCAGCCAACGUCCUGGUCUUCAUUCUACUUCGACUUACAGAUAUUGGUGUUCUUGUUCCCGGCGGGGCUCUAUUUCUGUUUCGCAAAACUCUCCGACGCAAACAUUUUCAUCAUCCUGUAUGGUAUUACAAGCAUUUAUUUUGCUGGUGUAAUGGUGCGUUUAAUGUUGGUCCUGGCUCCAGUGAUGUGCGUCCUGUCCGGAAUUGCAGUUUCCCAUUUACUUUCGAAAUAUGUUAAGAGCGUGGACGCGGGUUCAACGAAAUCGUUCGACCCCAAAAAGCACAAGAAACUUGAACAACAACCAGCUGUAAAAAGUGAAGUAGCAAUCGGAUUCGUAGCAUUGCUAACAGUAAUGCUAAUUACCUAUACUUUCCACUGUACCUGGGUCACAUCGGAGGCGUACAGCUCACCAAGCAUUGUUUUAAGUGCGCGGUCGCAUGAUGGGGGACGUAUUAUUUUUGAUGACUUCCGAGAAGCUUACUAUUGGUUGAAAAUGAAUACUCCAGAGGAUGCUCGUGUAAUGUCGUGGUGGGAUUACGGCUAUCAAAUCACGGCCAUGGCGAAUCGGACGAUCCUAGUUGAUAACAAUACUUGGAAUAAUACACACAUAUCGCGAGUAGGCCAAGCUAUGGCGUCGACAGAGGAAAAGGCGUAUGAAAUUAUGCGAGAAUUGGAUGUCGACUACGUCCUAGUUAUAUUUGGUGGCUUAACUGGAUACUCUUCGGAUGAUAUCAACAAGUUUUUGUGGAUGGUUCGCAUUGGUGGAAGUACAGAUCGGGGAGCGCAUAUCCACGAAAAAGAUUAUUAUGCUUCAAGUGGAGAUUUUCGGGUUGACAAGGAAGGAUCACCUACUCUGCUGAACUGUCUUAUGUAUAAAAUGUGCUACUAUCGAUUCGGCCAAGUUUAUACCGAAGGCGGAAAGCCGCCUGGUUAUGAUCGGGUUCGUGCCGCUGAGAUAGGCAACAAAGACUUCGAAUUGGAUGUCCUAGAAGAGGCGUACACAACUGAGCAUUGGCUGGUUAGGAUUUAUAAAGUGAAAGAUUUGAGAAAUCGCGGAGUGUAGGGAAUUCAGAGAAUAAUUUAGAAGGAAAUUAUCCAUCAGUAUGCCCAGUUAUGAUGUAACUUUUUGACCGUGUGAUAUAUCCCAUUUCCUUGUACAUAAUUUCUUUUCCAAUGUUUCAUUUGAGCUCCCUUUCUUCUCUGCUUCGCCUUCUUAAAUCUCGGUUUUAAUCUCUUCCUUAUUAAUAUUCGUUACGAAUCUGUUUAGACUAUAUAAUUAAUGAUACAUGAUUAUGAUAAGCAAUUUAUACAAUAUUUUUAAUAAAGUUGUAACAUU
This is a messenger RNA of Hermetia illucens (black soldier fly), 2745 nucleotides long. RefSeq names its product dolichyl-diphosphooligosaccharide--protein glycosyltransferase subunit STT3A (gene Stt3A). The transcript is spliced from 8 exons. Lineage: Eukaryota; Metazoa; Arthropoda; Insecta; Diptera; Stratiomyidae. The record is from RefSeq and is a predicted model, not a curated record. The coding region runs from base 346 to 2472 and encodes 708 amino acids. Gene Ontology annotation, molecular function: dolichyl-diphosphooligosaccharide-protein glycotransferase activity. Gene Ontology annotation, biological process: post-translational protein modification. Gene Ontology annotation, cellular component: membrane.